AGAAGCUGUAGUUGACGGCAAGGUUGUACUUUUGUAAACAUAACCUGCAAAACAGUAUUAUUUUUGUGUUGUAAAAUUUCAACUAAACUUCAUGCCAGAAAUAAAAAUAACACCUUUGGGUGCAGGACAAGAUGUGGGUCGUAGUUGUAUACUGUUAUCCAUGGGCGGUAAAAAUAUAAUGUUAGACUGCGGCAUGCACAUGGGUUAUAAUGAUGAAAGGCGAUUCCCGGACUUCUCCUUCAUAAGCAGCGAAGGCCCCAUUACAUCUUAUAUCGAUUGCGUCAUAAUUUCUCACUUUCACCUCGAUCACUGCGGUGCGUUACCGUACAUGUCUGAAAUGGUCGGCUACACAGGACCGAUUUAUAUGACCCACCCUACCAAAGCGAUAGCACCGAUACUGUUGGAAGACAUGCGAAAAGUGUCUGUAGAGAAAAAGGGUGACAGCAAUUUUUUUACGUCUCAAAUGAUAAAAGAUUGCAUGAAAAAAGUUGUGGCAGUUACAUUACAUCAGUCUGUAAUGGUUGAUAAUGAGUUAGAGAUAAAAGCGUAUUACGCCGGUCACGUUUUGGGAGCAGCAAUGUUUUGGAUUCGUGUUGGUUCUCAAUCCGUGGUCUACACGGGCGAUUACAAUAUGACACCAGAUCGUCACUUGGGAGCUGCUUGGAUUGAUAAGUGUAGGCCCGAUUUACUGAUAACCGAAUCAACAUAUGCAACUACAAUUCGGGAUUCUAAAAGGUGUCGCGAACGGGACUUUUUAAAAAAAGUGCACGAGUGCAUUGAUCGUGGCGGUAAAGUUCUAAUACCGGUCUUUGCUUUAGGCCGAGCACAAGAGUUGUGCAUAUUAUUAGAGACUUAUUGGGAAAGGAUGAACUUAAGAGUACCCGUGUACUUUGCGUUAGGUUUGACUGAGAAGGCUAAUAAUUACUACAAAAUGUUCAUUACAUGGACAAACCAAAAAAUACGAAAAACAUUCGUGCAGCGCAACAUGUUUGAUUUCAAACACAUAAAGCCUUUUGACCGUCAGUACAUCGACAACCCUGGUCCCAUGGUGGUAUUUGCCACUCCUGGUAUGUUGCAUGCCGGUCUGAGUUUAACCAUUUUUAAAAAAUGGGCACCUAACGAAAAUAACAUGGCAAUUAUGCCUGGUUUUUGUGUGCAAGGUACUGUCGGUCAUAAAAUUUUAAACGGUGCUAAAAAGAUCGAGUUUGAAAAUAGGCAAGUAGUCGAAGUAAAAAUGUCCGUAGAAUACAUGUCGUUUUCUGCACACGCCGAUGCUAAAGGCAUUAUGCAAUUAAUACAAUAUUGUGAACCACAAAAUGUGCUGCUUGUACACGGGGAAGCGGCAAAGAUGGAGUUUCUGAAAAACAAAAUAAAACAAGAGUUCAAUAUAGAAUGUUACAAUCCCGCUAAUGGGGAAACGUGUGUCAUAAAUACCGCCGUUAAAAUUCCAGUAGAUGUCUCUCUGUCACUAUUAAAAGCCGAGGCGAAAAAGUUUAACGCUUUACCCCCUGAUCCGAAACGACGGCGAACACUGCAUGGUGUUCUUGUAAUGAAAGACAGUUCCGUAUGUUUGAUGGAUGUGGAUGAGGCUUGUAAAGAAGCAGGAAUCAAUCGACACGUCAUUAGGUUUACCUCAACUGUUCACCUCCACGAUCCAGGAUCGUCAUUAUCAACUGCCCAUAAGCUACAUUCACUUAUGAUUGAAAAGCUCCCGGAGUGGUCAUUCACGUUUACAGAUGGCUCAAUAUCGGUUGAAACUGUACUUGUCAAAGUAGAAGGUGAAGACGAUGAUCAAAAAAGUGUAUUUGUCUCUUGGACCAAUCAAGAUGAAGAGCUAGGAAGUUAUAUUUUAAAUUUAUUAAAUUCUAUGGGGCAUUAAUGCCACUCAUUGUAUUAUUAAGUUAAAUAGAGAUAACAAAUAAAACUUUGUAUAUA
Molecule: messenger RNA, 1935 nt
Organism: Photinus pyralis (common eastern firefly)
Lineage: Eukaryota; Metazoa; Arthropoda; Insecta; Coleoptera; Lampyridae
Gene: IntS11
Product: integrator complex subunit 11
Exons: 1
Coding region: 92-1879 (595 amino acids)
Biological process (GO): snRNA processing
Cellular component (GO): nucleus
Source: RefSeq, a predicted model, not a curated record